Molecule: messenger RNA, 2182 nt
Organism: Mytilus trossulus (common blue mussel)
Lineage: Eukaryota; Metazoa; Mollusca; Bivalvia; Mytilida; Mytilidae
Product: coadhesin-like
Exons: 15
Coding region: 140-2182 (680 amino acids)
Cellular component (GO): extracellular region
Molecular function (GO): chitin binding
Source: RefSeq, a predicted model, not a curated record
CGAUCCUAGUCGUAGAUGUAGAUGUAGAGCACUACAAUAUCGUAUCAACUGCAAGGGAGAUAUAAACUAUAUAGACAGAGGAUGUCAGACGUGUUACACGACAGAAGAAUACUUGUCAAAAUAUUACUCAAGCUGUGGUAUGUUUGGGUGGAGUAGAUGUACCAAAACAAGAACUUCAACCAGACAAAAAUCAUAUUCAUGCAAGUGUUCAGUAAAUGGAGGAUGGAGUGGCUGGUCAACGAAAAUCACAUGGCGUAAUGAUUGUUCAACAACAUGUGGAUCAGGAAUAGAAACAGGAUACAAAACCAGAACUUGUACAAAUCCAGCUCCUCAAUACGGCGGCAGCAGUUGCUCUGGUUCUAGUACACAAACACAGCAUCGAUCAUGUAAAAUCAUAGAAUGUCCAAUUAAUGGUGGAUGGACAUCUUUCUCUAAAUAUAUAUGGAACAACGAUUGUUCAGCAGCAUGUGGUGUAGGUGUAGAAUCGGGAUAUAGAACGAGAUCAUGUUCCAAUCCUACCCCAGCAUAUGGAGGAAAAACCUGUUCUGGUGCAGCAACAGAAAAAGCAACUCGUAGUUGUAAGAUAAAGGAAUGCCCAAUUGAUGGACAAUGGAGCGAUUAUUCUACAGUAUCAUGGAAAAAUGACUGUUCAACAACUUGUGGCGUUGGAGUAGAAACAGGAAUAAAAACAAGAACCUGUUCUAAUCCGACACCAGCUUAUGGUGGCAACCCAUGUAAAGGAGAUUCCUCAUCUACGGAAAAACGGCAGUGUCAACUUAAAGAAUGUCCCAUUGCUGGAGGUUGGACUGAUUACUCAGUAGUCACGUGGAGUGGUAAAUGUUCUACGACUUGUGACUUCGGAACAGAAUCAGGAGUAAAAACCAGAACAUGCACAAAGCCAGAGCCAGCUUUUGGUGGUAAACCAUGUGUCGGAGAGUCUACGGCUACAGAGAAUCGACAGUGCAAAGCUAAGGAAUGUCCAAUUGAUGGCGGAUGGACUGAAUACUCUCCUGUCACAUGGAAAGGUGAAUGUUCAACUACUUGUGACUUUGGAACAGAAUCAGGUGUAAAAACAAGAACAUGCACCAACCCAUCACCAGCAUAUGAUGGUAAAGAUUGUGACGGAGAGUUAUCUGCUACAGAAAGUCGACAGUGUAAACUGAGAGAAUGUCCAGUUGAUGGCAGCUGGAGUGAAUACUCUCCUAUCACAUGGGGCGGUGAAUGUUCAACUACUUGUGACUUUGGAACAGAAUCAGGAGUAAAAACAAGAACAUGCACCAACCCAUCACCAGCAUAUGAUGGUAAAGAUUGUGACGGAGAGUUAGCCGCAACAGAAAGUCGACAGUGUAAACUGAGGGAAUGUCCAAUUGACGGUGGAUGGUCCGACUAUGGACCUUUCACAGAAUGGAGUUCAUGUUCUGUAACAUGUGGCAUGGGAAUACAGACGAAGUCACAUGACCGAACAUGUACCAAUCCGGAACCUCAGUAUGGUGGGAAAGUAUGUGAAGGAGAAAAAACCGAGACUGUGAGCAAAGACUGUGACAUGGACAAAUGUCCAGAAACUAUUUGUUCUGAACUGGGACAAGGACACACUUUCACUGCCCAUUUACAGCAGUGCACAAAGUAUUUGAACUGCUUAAAUGGAGUAGUAACUGUGGCGAGUUGUAGUGAUGGUACAGAAUGGAACAAUGACCAGAAGACAUGCGCAUUUCCUACAGCAGGUAGCACAUGUCUGGCAACAGAACCAAAUGAUGAAGGAGUAUCGUGUCAAUUUCACGGACAACAUCUUUCACAUCCAACUGAUUGUCACAAGUUUUAUCAGUGUGUUGGCACUACACCAAACGAGAUGUCGUGCAGUAAUGGUUUAGCUUGGAAUGAAGUAAUUGGAAACUGUGACCAUGCAGUAAAUGUAGAACUUUGUAAUGUAAAUAAUCCAGAUGAUGGCGCUGCUGAUGCGGAAGAUGAUACAAAUGAGUCAGUGAUAGAGGAGUUUGUCUGUGGAGGACAUACCGGUUACUUUGCUGAUCCUAAAGAGUGCACCAAAUACUACUGGUGUGUAGCUGGACAGAAAUACCACAUGCCGUGUGCUGCAGGAACUCAUUUUGAAAAUGGAGGGUCAGAUAAAACAACGACAAGAUAUUGUGUAGGAGGAUACGAACAGGACGAUGCAUCUGUUUUAUGA